UGCGAGUAGCAUAGGAUAGUGCAAGCAUAGCAUAUGUCCAGAGGCUAGGUUGUUGAGGUAUAAUCGGCCAGUUGCCAGGACAGCCUCGCUAGAAAUAGUUUCCUAUGCGACUUACCCAUAGCCACGGUGACAGCCAUAGCACGCGGACCCGACCUGUCCACGCUCAAUCUUUGAGCCUACCUGAAGACAAAGAACCUUGCCCUGUCUACCCAGCACAUCCGCACCACCACCACCACCACCACGACGCAAAGAGUAUGAAAAAAAAAAUGAGUGGUAUGAACUCCCAAACACCACAAAUGAAAAUGCACAUCAAUCGUAAUCCAAGCAGCAACCCCAUCGUCCCCUCCACCUUCCUCUUCCACCUUUCAUCUCCCUUUUCAGUUUCCCAUGAAUCUGCUUCCCUUCCUCAUCUCACCCAGCCCCCAGAGUAACAUAACUGUAACGCAAUAUCUCGAAAUCACCGCGCCUCAAACUGCACCAUUCUAGAUUUCCGCAAAGAAGAAACUCGUCAGCAAACCCAUCCUUCAACCUAAGACCCAAACCUGAAACCCAAAA
This is a messenger RNA of Aspergillus aculeatinus CBS 121060, 555 nucleotides long. RefSeq lists its product as uncharacterized. The coding region runs from base 105 to 431 and encodes 108 amino acids. The transcript has a single exon. The record is from RefSeq and is a predicted model, not a curated record. Lineage: Eukaryota; Fungi; Ascomycota; Eurotiomycetes; Eurotiales; Aspergillaceae.